GGUCUACUCUUUAUAGGGCAGAUUUGUUUCACAAAUGACAUCAACCAAUGAUAACACAAACAUGGAAUCCGAAGGAAAAGAUGUUACAAGCACAGAUGAAAUAUUAUUGUCAGAAUCUGAUCCUUUACUAAAAGAUCCAGCCAUGUAUACCAUAACACCACAGCCGCCAAUGGAAGCUACUAUGUUUAAGGAAGAGCCAAUCGAAGAUGAUUCACACGACAAACAAAUUGUGGCGCCGCCGCCGACAAGGAGGAUUUCGAAAGACAGACACACCAAGGUGGAAGGCCGUGGCAGGAGGAUACGUAUGCCGGCUGCUUGUGCCUCUAGAAUCUUCCAGUUGACUCGAGAACUUGGUCAUAAGUCAGAUGGUGAGACGAUUCGGUGGUUGUUGGAACAUGCGGAAGGUGCUAUCAUUGAAGCUACGGGUACAGGAACGGUACCCGCGAUAGCAGUUAAUGUUAACGGGACGUUAAAAAUCCCGACAACAUCAACUGCAGAGGAUGGUGGUGGGAAGAGACGGAAAAGAGCUAAUAAUAGUGAGUUUUAUGACGUGAAUGACACAUCAGUGUCUAAUUUUGCCCCGGUGACCCAUGUGGGGACACCGGGGCCACAAGGGUUGGUUCCCGUGUGGGCCAUGGGUGCACCAUCUAGUGUUGGUAUGCACGGGGGUGGUUUUUUUAUGAUUCCACCGGGAGGACCACAAUUGUGGGCUUUCCCAGCGGGUCUGACCCCGGUUUUUAACGUGUCACCUCAACCCGUGGCGAAUUAUUUGUCAGCAAUGCAAGGUAGUAGUAGCUCUGGAUGUGGAGGUGAAAGUGGAGUUCAAGCGAUGUCGAAUUUGGUAUUGAGUAACAGUGAAUGCGAAGAUAAACUGGGGACGGUUUCAACUAAAAUGGCACCAAGUUCAAGUUCGAAUUCAAUUGCAGCAAUAAAUAAGAAUCAAAUGCUUGGCGACUUUUCAUUGAAUAUUUACGAGAAGAGAGAGCUUAAUUUAACGAUUGGCUCUUCAACCGAAUCUUCAUCUUAAUCACAUUGGUUAAGUAUCAACAACGAUUUAGUACUCCUAGUAUUAGUUUUGUUUAAUCUUCUUCUAUUUUAUGUAACUUCUAUUUUUUCUUUUCAUAAUAACUUUUAGCAA
Erigeron canadensis is the source of this 1138-nucleotide messenger RNA. RefSeq names its product transcription factor TCP19. NCBI's taxonomy places the organism in Eukaryota, Viridiplantae, Streptophyta, Magnoliopsida, Asterales, Asteraceae. Gene Ontology annotation, molecular function: DNA-binding transcription factor activity; sequence-specific DNA binding. The transcript has 2 exons. The record is from RefSeq and is a predicted model, not a curated record. Gene Ontology annotation, cellular component: nucleus. The coding region runs from base 35 to 1027 and encodes 330 amino acids.